UUGCGCAUAUUCACGAGAAAAUAAUAAAAUCUGUCGAGAUGAUAGACCCGCUGGACCACUUGAAAUUCAGUAUUCCAAAUGUGUGUCACCGUGACACGAAAAUAUAUAUCAUCUAAAUGAAAAUGUUUUUAAUAAAUAAAAUGAAAAAUAACUUUUUACAAUAAAAACUUAUUUAAUUAUAAAUAAAUAAAACAUGGGAACUAGAUCAGCUGCCUACACGUUGAAAUUGACGAGUCUUCAUGAUUAUUAUCAACGACUUCUUCAUGGAACUCAACCAACCCCUUCUGGUUUCGACAUGGCCAACACUGUUAAAUAUUUUUCACAGACUCUUUUAUCAUUAUUGAAGGAAGUUCGUCAAUCUCCAAUGGACAUGUUAAAAUCACAAAAAUUUGAUCCUGAACGUUUGGCACUCUAUCCAAGCUUGGAUUACAAACAAUUGUACAAUGCAUUGUAUCAGCUAGUUGAUGUUGUUUCAUUUGUUCACAUUGGUCUUGCUGCAUUUGGUGAGGCUUUACUGCAGUGUUUGGCUUGCUUGAUGCCAUUUCUAGAUCAUGAUCUUCUUGAUACACUUGCAUAUUUAACAGCAAGUUCAAUAUCAGUAUUGCCAGCUGAACUUCAUCAAGAAAUUGUUAAUCAUUUGUGUUUUUACAUUCUUCCAUUUACCAUAACAAGAAAAACAAUUGAUGAAACUGAAAAUUAUGCAAGUCAAUCAGUCUCGGCAGUGAUUAUGAUGAUAUUUCAAUAUUCAACAAAUGCAGCUCAUCAUUGUCAGUUGUUGGAAUGUUUGAUGGCACUUAAACAUGGUGUUGUUAAAGAUAUACUAUGUGUUGCUGCUUAUGGUACUGCUCAAGCACGUGCAUCAGCAGCAAAAUUAUUAUUUUAUUAUUGGCCAACAUUUAAUCAAAAUUUAUUUGAUCGUCGUGCUGUUUUAAUGAAAUUUUCAAAUGAUUUAACACCAUUUAUUUGUCAACGUGAUACUUGUCCAAAUGCUGGUAAUGCUGAAGCUGGAAAAGUGUGUUAUGAUCACAGAAUAUCAAUAACAUAUGCUGCUGAAUUGCCACCACCACUUUAUUUAUGUAUUGAAUGUGCUAAUGAAAUUCAUCGUGAACAUCCAAAUCAAAUAUUUCAUGAUAUUCUUCAUCCAAUGCAACAAGUAUCAAUGGUUUGUGAAAACAAGAAUUGCAGAGCAACUGAUAAAUCAGCAAUAAGUGUUUGUUUUUCAAUUGAAUGUGCAAGCUACAAUGGUAAUCAUCCAAUUCGUUAUUGUCAACAGUGUCAUAAUAUUCGUCACAAUAAUAGAAGAGGUGGUGAUCAUGUAUAUCACAUGGCACUUCCACAUGUAUCACAAAUGGAUCCACAAUCACAAAUUUAUCUUGUUCAAGCAAUUGUCAGUUUAUUAAAAGAAGCUGAACCACUUAAUUUGGAUAGUAAUCGUGGUAAUACUACUGAAUUAAAUACAAGUAAAACAACAAUUGGAUUUCCUGGUUCAGUAUCAAGUGCAAGUGCUGGUGUUAUUGGUGGUGUAGGUGGUAGUAAUCAAAAAUUUGGAUUAAGUGAUUCAACAACACUUGAAGAACGUCAACUACUUGGUCGUUAUGGUGUAUGGCUACUUGUUGGUCUUUGUACACCAAAUCAUGAUACACAAAUUGAAAUACUUGGACGUUUAUUGUCAAUGUUAUUUCAUUGGUUUCAUAUUACUGCGUACUCAUUCGAUGGUACUAAAAAAAGUCUUAUGCAUCUUAUAUUUUCUGUUGGACAAGCUGAAAGUACUUUGGAAAAAUUAAAAACUGAAUAUGUCUGUGGAUGGCUUGGUGAAGUUAUGAAAACUCAUUAUCAAGUUUUUAUAUCUUGUCUUUUACCACAUCCAGCUGAUUAUGUCAGAGUUGGUGGUCACUGGGAAACAUUGGCCUCAAGAACAUCACACUUAAAAGAUGGCUUAAAUCGAUUAUUUUGUUUGGUACCUUAUGAGGUAAUUACAUCAGAAAUAUGGGAUUAUGUUAUGCCACAUUGGAUGGAGGCUGUUGUAAAUGAUGUACCUGAAGAUGAACUUUAUGAAUUAAAAAUGAUUCUUUGUAAAAUACUGGAUACAGAAAUGAGCCCACUUGGUUUUGAUGCUAAAAAAAUGUACAAUUUUGUUGCUAAAAGAUUUACAAAUACAAGUGCCAAAGUACAAGAACAAGCUUUAAAUUGGCUACAAACAUUAACACUUUUGGAUAUAACAAUUCCAUUAACUCAGUUAUUUAGUAUGUUUACUGAUGGUGUUGAUGCAAUGAGUGCCAAUAGUUAUACUGAUUUUGAUGAUAAACUUUAUAAAACAUCAAUCAACAGUGAAAAUGAUGAUCCAACAACAAUAUAUCCAGUUAUUGAAAAUGAUUCUGGUCAAUCAUCACCAUUGUCUGAUGACAUGCUACCAAUUUCACGUCACAUGCAAUUUACAACAAAUUCAGAAUUAAAUAUUUCCUGUUGUAUUCUCAUGCUUGAUAUUAUUUUAAAACAGAUGGAACUUCAGGAUAUUGAUAAAAAUACUGGAAUAAAUACAUGGAUAUGUAGGGAUGCUUGUAAUUUAAUGAAAUCAAUUAUUGCUGCAAAUUGGAAUGAUGGACAUAUUUGCAAAGAAAAUAAAGAAUGUUCAUACUGUGAAUCUAGAGUUAUUUGGCAUCAGCUUUGUUUUCAAUUGAUUCAAUACAUGUGUCCAGUUAAUCCAGCUCAACCACCUGAUGUAAUUGUCGAUGAAAAUUCUGAUGAUCAUGGCAGAAAAAGUCCACCAGAAUCAUCAAAAAAAUCACAAGAUAAACCAGAUGUUGUUAUAAAUAUGAUGGUACCAGAUAUUCAUUCAGUUGGUGGUGUAUUGGUUCACAUGCCUCAUUUCUUCGAACAGAUUAUGACAGCAACUGUUGAAACAGUUUCGGAACAAUUGGAUCUUGCUGCAAUUUUACCAGCUGAAAAAGUUAUGUCUGCUGUUGCUAGAUCUGUCACACUUACUGACAGUGAUGUUGCAACAGCAACAGUCAAUGUUGCUAAGGCAAAUUUAAUUGGUGAAAAUGAUGAACCAGUUAGUCCAAUAAUUGAAAAUGAAAUGGAUGAUUUUUGGCACACAACUAUGGGAAAAUUUAGAUUUAAUAUUGAAGAAUUGCCAGAACAGCUGCAAUAUAUUUACAAACUUUUAAAAGAAAUAAUAACUGUUGACAAGCCAAAUAUAUUAUACUACAUGUUGCAGUGUCUUAAUAUUCUUGUACUUCAUGGAGAAGCAUUUACAACAGCUGUCAAGGAUCAUCAAGGUUUUUUUAUUUGGUGUCAAGAAAAUCUUUUGAUAAAACCUCUUUGGGAUUUAUUAAAUGCUGAGCAUUCACAUAUUGCCCAAGUAACAGUGCCACUUUUAUUGCAUUGUAUUACACUUCAAUGUGGAACAGAUACAUUUUGGAGAUUAAUACAAGAAGAAUUUCACAGUUCUGAUUGGCGUAUUAGAUUUGUUGCUGUUGAAAGAGUAACAUUGAUUGCAAGAUUUAUGGAUUCAACACCACUGAGAAAUGUAUUGACACUUCAAGCUGCUCUUGCAAAUGCAUUUUGUUAUAUGAUUACAAGUAUGGAUGAUGGAAAUGUUUAUGUUGCUCAGAGAGCAACAUUAAACCUAGGAACAAUUCAUGAUAUAUCAGUUAGAUCAUUAAUUUUGUGUCUAGAGACACAAUUUGAUUCUGUCAUUGUUGACAGACCAAUGGUACUACAAUCUCUAUAUCAACUUCACAAUAGUCUCAGUGAUCGUAAAAUAUUGACUUGGGAAUUUUUUUUAAAUCGUUUUGAUACACUAUUUCUUGAGGCACAAAUUAAUCUUGAAAAAUCUGGUGAUAUUUCAUGUCUCAGAGAUUUAAGAAAUACAGAUAUGAAUAGUGAAAUAUUUAUGAAAAAAUUACAUCGAGCCCAGGAGGCACUUUCACAAUCAGAUGGUAGUGGUGCAAGUUCAGUGAGAACCCUCAGUGCUAGCUUUGGUACCAAGUGGCCAUACAAAAGAACAAUGUCUGCACCAGCAUCAAUGAUUCCUCGUCAAGAUACUAAACAAGAAAAGGAGAAAAUAUACAGUCGUCAAUAUUCAGCACCAAUAUUAAAAAGGAAGAGCUCGAGAUUUGGUUUGGGUCAGUUGCGUGGUUUAAUACCAUCUAGUAACAAUUUAACAGAUGGUCAUGUGCAUUCAUUAAAUAUGGUUGAAGAAGCUGGAGCAUUGCCAGGAUAUGCACAUAAAAUUGUAGAACUUGAAGAAGCUGACAAAGAAACAAUGCACUUACUUGUAUUUCUUUUCAUGCAAUUUUUAUCAAGACAAGAUCAGGCUUAUCCAACUGAUGAAAAACCGUUGUCAAAAACUCAGGGAAUCGUGCUGAGACACCUUUAUCUCCUGCUGGGUUAUAAUCAGACUGAAAGAACCUUUCAUUUGUCCCCUCAGAGACUCAGACUUUCAUCAGUGUUUAAUGUUUUUCUUGCUAAUUUACCUCAAUUAUUGGAUCAAAAUCAUGCAAUGGGAUUAGUGAUGAUACCACCUGUUAUUGCUAUUCUUCAAUAUUCACCUUGUCCACCACAAAAAACACCACCAACUGAUCAUCAACCACCUACCUAUAGUCUUUGGUACUUGGAACCAAAUAAUCGACGAUCUUGGCUAAUGUCUCUUCUCGUUAUUCUUUACAAAGGACAAUAUGGACAACAACCUUGGUGCAAUCAGCUUCAGUCAUUAAUUAAAAUGGUGAUAAAUACACUGGAUGCACAACAACAUCAGUGUAAACGUAUUCCAGCAACAGUUGUCAUGGCAGGACCGCCUUCCAGAUCUAGAGAUGUAUCACAACCAUCAUUGGGUCCUGAUCAUGAUUUAAUAACAAGUGUUGUUGGUGAAAUGGAUUCUGAAAGUCCACCAAUAAAACAACAAGGAUUUUCAAUGCAUCAACGAAGUCCUGGACCUGGUCUUGGUCCAUCAUACACUAUGGAAACACACUGGGAAGAAGCUGGUCCAACAUCACAUUUUUCAAAACAUACGAGAAAACAAAGCUACUCGAUGAAUGCCGAUGAUACGGAAUCCGAGCUGGCUGCAAUACCAGAGAGUCCAAAAUCCGAUAGUACUUUACACGGUAGUGGCGGUUCACUUGGCGAGCUUGAGGAUGCAUCAGCCCUGGUUAAUCGAAGUGCAUCAAUGAUGAUGAUGAUGACAACUCGUGCCUCAAUUCCAAAUUCAUUGAUCCAGUCUAAAAAAAAUAAUGAACAGGCCAAUAAAGAAAUACGAACAAAAACAACUGAGACAAGACCAACUUGGAUAUUAGGAAGUGAAGAUGAAACAAAUCAGACAAACACAUCGGCAUUACAAAAAAAAUGGAGUCUUCAAGAGGGCGUUAAAAUGAUGGUAGCAAGUACUUUAUUACCUGGUCAACAUAAUUUUUCAUUAAAAUCAACACAAAAAUCAUCAAUGAUUGGUGAUAAAGGAGGAGGAGGACAAAAAUCAGUAGACUCAACAAUUGGUGUUAUUCAACAAAAAACAAUUGUACCAACGGCAUUAGCAAUAACACUACAAACAUCAGGACAAUCAUUAUCAACAUCAUCAUCAUCGUCGACAUCAUCAAAAGAACGUACAAAUUCAUCAUCAACAAAAUCAGAUAAUAAUAAUAUUGAUCAAACAAAUCAAAAACAUUUGGAUAGACAAAAAAAUAUUGAUCAAUCACCACCAUUAAUAUCACCAGUAUCAUCAUGUAAUAUUGGAUGUCAUAAUAUUGGUAGUGAUGAUUCAAGUUCACAAGCAGUAUCAUCAAUGUCAUCACAACGUGCAUCAACAGACAAUGGACAAAUACAAACAACUGGUUGGCCAAUAAAUGUUGAAAGAUUAUUACCAAUUGGAAGUGGUUCACGUACAGCAAUAAAUAGACCAAGUAUGUCAACACAUCGUGUUCUACGUUGUGAGGAUACAUAUGGUUCACCAGAAUCACCAUUAUCAAAAAUGGAUGUACUUAUGAUAAAUUCAUCAUUUGAACAAGACUCGGAAAAUGCAUCAAGUGAUAUAACAAGUCCACGUAGUAUGUCACAAUUAGAAUUUCCAAUGCCAGAACGUUUAUUACCAAUUGGAAUACAAGAAAAAGGAAUAUUGGGUCUUGUUGAACGUGUUAGACAAGCACUUGGUGUACCUGAAUUAGAAGAAUCAUUUAAAAAUUCAAUUGACGAACAAGAUUUAUCAUUAAAAUUUGAUAAACAAGAUUCACUUGGUGAUGAAUUAAUAUCUGGUUCAUUAUUACCAACAAAUGAUGAUACACCAAGUCGUUGUGCAAGUCCUCGACGUUUAAUAAAACAAGUUGCAUUAGAAUCACCACCAGGACCAUUAGAAAAUGAUGAUUUUUGUUUUAGAUUAUUGGAUCAUGAAAGAAAAGCUAAAUUUCGUGAUCAUGCAAGAGCUGGUAGAGAUCGUGCAAGACGUGCUCAUGCAUCAACAACAUGUCAUAUUAUUGGACAACCAAGAAGAACUGAACUUUGGUCAGGUUCACAUUCACAACCAAAUCUUGAUGCUGCUGCACAACAAGCUUGUCAUGCUGAUUUUAAUUUAAAACAAAGUACAUUUAGAGUUGGUGAUGAUUGUAUAUUUGAUCGUUGCUCAGAGUGUGGAACAAUUAAAGAAGAAUACUCUGAUGAAGAACUUGGUCUUUGUAUUAUAACACUUGGUACAUUUAUUCAUCGUGAGCCAGCAUUAGCUGCACCAUUAUUACCAGAAAUUUUAGGUAUUGUAACAAAGGCAGCAUCAAAUUCAAUGUAUCCAUGGCAAAGUGAAACAAAUAUGCAUUUACCUGGUGGUGCUAUUAGUGUUGCACAUCAAUUUUUAAGAUGUGUACUUCAUCAAUUGGCACCAAAUGGUAUUUUUGUACAAAUAUUUCAAACACAUAUUAAUGAAUCAACGAGAAUACAAUUUUUUAAAAGUGUAUCACAAGCAUUGGUUGAUUUUAAUGAGCUAAAUCCAAUUGCACCACUUCAGCUACUUCUUGAGAUGUUGAAUGGUAAAAAAUCACUGCCAGUUGAUCAUUUACCAAUAAUUUUAUACAAUGUUGCUUGUUACUUGGAUUGCUUGCCUCUUGAAGCUGGUUUAGGUCCUGGUGCUGCAACUUGGAGUGGUUUAGUUGCACAAUUUGAUGUAUUUUGUCGUAGACUUGUGCUUAUUUUGUCUUCAUUAAAUGACACUGCACCACUACUUAGAAUAAUGAUAUCAAUUCUCAAAGUUCCAGGAAUUCAUCAAACAAAAAGCAUUUUAGAGCCAUUUUCAAAAAUACUAAGUUAUACUAUUCAACAUUCUAUAUUGAAAUAUAGUUAUCUAACAGAUUUAUGUUAUUUGUGUCAUCGAGCAUAUCUUCGUGAACGUGAUAAACAUUUACUUGGUCGUACAAUUGUAUUUGAACUUGUACAAGCUAUGAAAUUUAAAACAACAAUACCAGAUAAUAAUUUUUUACUUUUAUUACAAUUUGUUCUUCAAGAUGUUGGUGGUUCAUUACCAACAACUGUUACAAUUGAAAAUAUAUACACAGAAAAUCCACAAAUAUUUAAUACAAAUGCAUCUGAAUCAUUGAGAAAUCAAAUAUCUGAUAUGCUUGAAUUUCUUGCUGAUUUUCAUACAAUAAGUAAAAUUAAAAGUUAUAAUAAAGGCAUGCAAGCUGGUCUCAAUGAAGACACACUAGGAGGUACAUUAAAAUGUGGAUUUGCCCAAUAUUUAGCAUUGGAAAUAACACGUGGUAAUAAUAGAGAAAAUAGAGCAAUUGCAAGAUAUCUUCCUUGGCUUUAUACAGCACCAUCAUCUGUUGUUCAAGGACCUCGUGAAUUUGUCGAGUGCAUUGGUCAUAUUAGACUAUUAUCUUGGUUAUUAUUGGGUGCAUUGACACAUACUGCAAUGCAUUCUGGUUGUCAAAAUAAUACACAUUCACAUGGACCACCAGUACCAGUUGCACAACCAGUACCACAAGAAGUAUCAUGUCAUGUUGCUGAUCAUAUUCAAGUUAUAUUUUCUGGUUUUCCUGAACAAUCAAAAACAUCUGUAUUACAUAUGUCAUCAUUAUUUCAUGCAUUCAUUUUAUGUCAAUUGUGGACUGUUUAUUUGGAAGAAGUAUCAAGAAAUAAUUCAUCAAAUUUAGAAAGUUUUAAUAUUACUAUGAAUAUUUUACUUGAAUUUUGGGGUAAAGUUACACCGAGUAUUCUUCAUCUUGUCUCAUUAUCAAAAACGUUUGCUGAUACAGUUAAUCUUCAUUUUUUGAGUCUUUUAGAGGCACUUUUAGAGAGUCAAUCAGUUUUAUUGAGUAAAUUAUUACCAUUAUGGAGUCCAAUAUUAUUUUUUCAUCAAAAUAAAUUACCAGGUUUUCUUCAAAUGCGUUUACAAAAUUGUCGAAAUUUUCCACCAAGUAAAAUGGCUGAUCAUUAUAUUUCGAAUCGUCGUGAAUCAAAUGCAAUAUUACUACGUUGGCUUCAUCGUUUGCAAUUUAAAAUGGGACAAAUUGAGAUGCAAUCAUCAACAGUGACAACUCAAUUUUAUUCAAUUUAAUAAAAAAUAGAUGUAUUAUAAAUAAUAUAUUGAUUGUUAUUAAUUAUUUAUUUUUAUUUUAUUUAUUUUACAAUUGAAUAAUAAAAAAAAAAUUUUAUCACAUUA
Molecule: messenger RNA, 8635 nt
Organism: Aphidius gifuensis
Lineage: Eukaryota; Metazoa; Arthropoda; Insecta; Hymenoptera; Braconidae
Gene: unc79
Product: protein unc-79 homolog
Exons: 30
Coding region: 194-8530 (2778 amino acids)
Molecular function (GO): protein binding
Source: RefSeq, a predicted model, not a curated record